AUGAACGGCUUCGCAAUGGCAGGUCAAUGGAGCUAUAUUGAUGGAGAGCCAAGCCCAGAAAACGCAUUUUACAACCCAGCGCCACCAGAAAACUAUUUGCAUGGUGCAACCGAAUUUGAAGAGACAGAAUUGGCUCUACUCCAGAGCUUAGCGGGUGAUUAUCAGCUGCUUCCAUACCCACUUGUGGAUAUAGAAGUGGGUCCUCUGCCACAGGAGGAGGAGGACAUGCUGGUUGGUUCAGGCAGUGGUCCCGAUGAGGGCGUUGGUUCCGAUGUAGAUGACACCGAGCUGGCCUUACAGCAGAGCAUCUCAGGUCAUCGUCAACUACUUUCAAACCCCUUCGUUGACACAGAAGUGGGUGAAGGUAUGGGUCCUCGACUAGAGAAGGAGGCUGCUGGUCCAGACAAUGGCCCAGAUCUCGAACUAGGUCCAGCUAUUGGUCAUGGCGUUGAUUCAGAAGUAGAUGACACCGAGCUGGCCUUGCAUCAGAGUAUCUCAGGGCAUCGUCAACUGCUUUCACACCCCUUGGUUGACACAGAAGUGGGGGAAUAUGUGCGUCCUCCACUAGAGGAGGAAGUUGCUGGUCCGGGCGAUGGCCGCGCCGAACUAGAUCCAGCUUUUGGUCAGGGCGUUGGUUCCGAAGUAGAUGACGCCGAGCUGGCCUUACUACAGAGUAUCUCAGAUCAUCGUCAACCACUUCCACCACACCCGCCCGUUUACGUCCUGCUUGGACGAGGCACUAGGGUAAACGUUUUCCCCGGAAAUAACGUGUAUCGCGGAGAAAUAAGCAGGUUUCUGGACUAUCAUAGCAGCCUAACAAAGCCACAGAAAACUCGACUGGUCCACAAUUUGGUUGAAUCUUUGUUGUCUCGAGGCUUCCGAUUUCUUAGACAAGAGGACGGGCAAGAGGAGGAUAAGAAAGAGGUGCUGUGUAAAAAGGUGUCUCAUUCCUUUCGAACUUUGAAAAAGGGAAGGAGGAUUUGA
Molecule: messenger RNA, 984 nt
Organism: Cylindrotheca closterium
Lineage: Eukaryota; Bacillariophyta; Bacillariophyceae; Bacillariales; Bacillariaceae
Source: the annotation of a GenBank genome assembly